Molecule: messenger RNA, 1884 nt
Organism: Micromonas commoda
Lineage: Eukaryota; Viridiplantae; Chlorophyta; Mamiellophyceae; Mamiellales; Mamiellaceae
Exons: 1
Coding region: 1-1884 (627 amino acids)
Biological process (GO): regulation of mRNA splicing, via spliceosome
Cellular component (GO): nucleus
Molecular function (GO): mRNA binding
Source: RefSeq, a predicted model, not a curated record
AUGGAGGAUCUCGCCGCGGUGAUCGCCGCCAAGGCGCGGGCGGCGGCGGCGAAGAUGAGCGAGCUCCAGGGCGUCAUCCCGCCGCUCGCGCGAGGCCAGGCGGUGGACUGGAGCAGGCCGCUGAACGCGGCACCCGAGCCAGAUCCGUCCACGGCUGUGCGCAUGCUCCCGGACGCGACCGGCGACGCGGAGACCUCGAGGCCGACGACGACGACGUCGACGACGACGUCGACGAGCCACAGGGUGAAUGGCGCGCUGGUACCCGUGAGCGGCGCGCACGCCGCCGCGAACGGGACGCAGCUCACGCUCGCCGCGUACCGCGAGCGGACCCUCAUCGCGGAGGCGAAGAAGCGAAAGCGCCGGGAGGGAUCUCGGUGGGCCCCGCUGCUCGUGGACGAAGACGAGGAGUGCCGCGAGGGCCGCCUCCUCGCGUACAAGUCCCGCAUCGACGCGCUCACGUGCGCGAUGGAGAGCCCGGUGCCCAUCGCGAGGAGGCUGCCCCCCGUGAAGGAGCGAUCGCCGAGUCCGCCCCCGCGGUACGAUCGAUCCACGGGCCAGAGGAUCAACACCCGCGAGCAGCGAGUGUUCGACGCGUGGGACACCGAGCGACGCGAGUGCGUGGCCAAGGCGCUGGAGAUGGACCCGCUGUUCAAGCCCCCGGCGGGACACAGGCCCUUGGUGCACGAGCUCCGCCUGUACGUGCCGCACAAGCAGUACCCGGGGUACAACUUUACGGGUCUGAUCAUCGGCCCGCGGGGGAGCACGCAGAAGCGGCUGGAGAAAGAGACGGGCGCGUACAUACGCAUCAGGGGAAGGGAGAUGCACAAGGAGGGCACGCUCAGGCCUCCGCUUGUGGUGGGCGUGGACGAUGGACGCGACGACGAGCUGCACGUGCACAUCAGCGCGGAUACAGUCGAGAAAGUCGACGCAGCCGCGAGGAUGGUCCACCCGCUUCUCACACCGUUGGACCCCGACCAGAACCCGCACAAGCAGAAGCAGCUGCGCGAGCUCGCGGAGAUCAACGGUACCGUGUACGACGUGGGGAGGCUCGAGAAGCAGCGCCUGGCGCAGGAGGAGGAGGCGAAGAACGACUACAAACUCUCGGGCGAGAUGCAGGUCAAGGUGGACGCGAUGUAUCGCAAAGACGUCGCCGCCAAGCUCGCGGCGGAGGGCAAAGUCGUCGACGGCGACGGCGGCAAGGGACUGGACGACGAGUACGAGAACUUCCUCUCGGAGCUGACGGGGAACCUCGGGGAAGGUGCCGUGCCCGGUCACGAGUCGAAACAAUCGGUCACGGCGAAUAACGCGGCGAAGGCGGGCGCUUCGAUUCCCGGGGUGGACGCGGCGACGAUCGCGACGGCGGCGAGGAACCCGUGGGCGCUGCCGCAUCUGCCGUUGAACGUCCCAAACGCUCACGCGACUCCCGUUCACGCGCACCCGCCGAGCGGGCCGGGGUGGGCGCCCGGCGCCGCGCCCGAGCACCUCCGCAAGCGGCAGCAGCCGGCGAUGCCGCCCCCCGCGGGACCAGCCCCAGGCGCCGCGACUUCCUCAAAGCCCGUCGCGACGACGCCGGCCGAGGUUUACAUACCGUCCACGCUCGCGAUCGACGCGAGGCUCGCGCUGAGCGGGUUGUACGGCGCCGGCAUCGCCGCGGCGGCGGCGGUGACAAACUCGGUCGCCGCGCGGCGGGUCGGCGGCUCGGCUGGCGGCGAAUACGGCACAGCUGUGGCUGGCGGGGGUUCCGAGGUGAAGGGUCGCGAGGGCGCCGUCGUCGUUCCCGCGGGGGCUGCCGCGGCGGUCGGGGACGCGAGCGCGGAUGGGGAGAUCCCGGAGGAGGCCGUGGACGACGAGUACGCGCGCAUGAUGGCGGAGCUGGGGGGUUGA